AUGGCCGAAAAUACGACAGAAACGGCCCUCGACGGCCUGAACGCGACUGUCGAAAGUAAGGCCGGCUGGUUCUCGGCCGUCGAGUACCUGCAGGAUCUCGACUUUCUCCUCCUCGAGCUCAAGCUCGUCUUCAGCGCCAUCGGCAUCAUCUACCUGGGCGCCCAUGCAGCCCUACGCAGACCCCCAUCCGCGGCACCGGCUAAGAAGCGAAAGCCUGGGGACAAGGACGAUGACGAGCGCUUCUCUCAGGGACUGGAGCCCUCGGAUGCCAUCAUGUUCCCCCUCAUGGCCGGCUUUGUCCUCGUCGGCCUAUACUACUUGAUCCAGUGGCUCCAGGACCCCAACAUUUUGAACAAGAUACUCCGUUGGUACAUGUCGACCAUGUCCAUUGCCAGCUUGCUCUCCCUCUACGCCCACGGGAUCGAGCUCCUCACGAGUGUUGUGUUCCCACGGUACUGGCGUGGGCGGAACGGCGCCCUGAUGGCUGUGGACCAAGAGACGAGAACUGUCAAGGCAUGCGACCCUGUGGGAAACCCUACGGCAGUGGUAGGGACCACAAACCCCUUCCCCGGCCCUCUAGCUUGGCUCGCCUUUUCCGAGAGAGCUCGCAAGGCAGGAUGGGAGCUCCGCAGCCUCCUAACCCGACACUGGAUUGUUAAACUCUUUAUCCACGGUAUGGGCAAGGAGGAGGGAAAAAUCAAGUUUGCCCACAUGUUGGCUCUGUUCUCAGCUCUGGUCACGGCGCUCGUCUACACAUCCACUACGUCUCCUUUCCUGGCCAACAUGCUCGGCUAUGCCAUGUGCUAUGGCUCGUUCCUCUUGCUCUCCCCGACCGAUUUCUUGACUAGCACUUUGGUGUUGGUCGGGUUGUUCUUUUACGACAUUUUCAUGGUGUUCUACACACCUUACAUGGUUACAGUCGCUACGAAACUGGAUGUGCCAAUCAAGCUCACUUUCGAGACUGCAGACCGCAAGAGUAUCCUUGGUCUGGGCGACAUUGUUAUUCCUGGUAUGGUCAUGGCCCUGGCUCUGCGGUUUGACCUCUGGCGUCAUUACAUUCGCAAGGUGAAAUACGAGAGCACCGAGUUGAAGUUGAUCGAGAAGGACUCGGCAGGAGCUCUCGUGACGAGGAGCGAGGUCAAGCACAAGGAGGUCAAGGCCAAGUAUGUCAAUGUCAAGGGAAACUGGGGCGACAGCCUCUGGACGCGGGGCCCCUUGUUCUUCUCUGGGGCGAAACCGCUGCCGGCUGAGCUGGAGGCGGCCCGUUUCCCAAAGACAUACUUUUAUGCCUCCAUUUUCGGGUACUUUCUGGGCAUGCUCGUCACUUUGGCAAUGCUCCUGGUGUUCAAGCGCGGUCAGCCUGCGCUGCUGUACCUGGUCCCGGGCGUACUCGGUUCACUGUGGCUGACGGGCCUUGUGCGGGGGGAGAUCAAGCAGAUGUGGAAAUACACCGAAGACGGCAGCCUUGACACGAUCGACGUGGUGGUGGAUCUUGAUGGCGAGGGCAACGCUAUCAAGACGAUAGGCAAGCUCAAGGACGGCGUUGUCGACACGACCAAGAAGGACGACGAGACGGAGGACGAAAAGGCUACCAAGGACGGCAAGAAGGAUGAUGGAAAGGGAGGACAUAAGGUGUUUUUACUCUCGAUAGAAGCGGAGAGUUUGUAG
Fusarium falciforme is the source of this 1668-nucleotide messenger RNA. RefSeq lists its product as hypothetical. Gene Ontology annotation, cellular component: cytoplasmic side of endoplasmic reticulum membrane; lumenal side of endoplasmic reticulum membrane; membrane. The record is from RefSeq and is a predicted model, not a curated record. Lineage: Eukaryota; Fungi; Ascomycota; Sordariomycetes; Hypocreales; Nectriaceae. The transcript has 2 exons. Gene Ontology annotation, biological process: membrane protein proteolysis. Gene Ontology annotation, molecular function: aspartic endopeptidase activity, intramembrane cleaving. Bases 1 to 1668 code for a protein of 555 amino acids.